Molecule: messenger RNA, 862 nt
Organism: Centropristis striata (black sea bass)
Lineage: Eukaryota; Metazoa; Chordata; Actinopteri; Perciformes; Serranidae
Gene: mrps16
Product: mitochondrial ribosomal protein S16
Exons: 4
Coding region: 187-603 (138 amino acids)
Biological process (GO): mitochondrial translation
Cellular component (GO): mitochondrial small ribosomal subunit; ribosome
Molecular function (GO): structural constituent of ribosome
Source: RefSeq, a predicted model, not a curated record
CCUCGACGUCACAUCCGGUUCAAAGAUGUCUGCGCACUGACAAAAGUCACAUUACUCCUGCUGCUGAAAACAUACAAUUAUUAACGUUAAUUACUUAAUAUAUACAGCGAUUACAAGGAGGCGACAUCUGGGAACAGUUUUGCUUUACUACGUUCAACAUCCACAAAGGAUAAUCCAGCCAACACCAUGGUUCAUUUAUCUUCACUCCUGCUAAAGCAGUACCACGGGGGCUACGUUGUCCUUCGGUUGGCUCUUGCAGGCCACAAACAAGCAAACAGACCCUUCUAUCGCAUUGUGGCAGCUUACAACAAACGGGCAAGAGACGGUAAAUAUCUGGAGCAGCUGGGGACCUACGACCCGCUCCCCAACAUCUACAACGAGAAACUCGUCAGCUUCAACUUUGACCGAGUCAAGUACUGGAUUGGCUGCGGCGCACACGCUACAAAGCCAGUGGCCAAACUUCUAGGGUUGGCAGGAUUUUUCCCUCUGCACCCAAUGACGAUAACAGAGGCAGAGCGUCGAAGAGCCCAAGCAGCGUUGACAGCAACAGCAUCAGAAACAGAAGAUGGUCUUCAGGAGGGAGAGAAGGAGGCGGAAGUGUGAUCAUUGAAGCUGGGGACUGUGUGUGACUGUCCAGUAUAAAGAUAAUGUCCCAGUUAUACGGAGAGAGAACUGAUUCGUUGCCUAACUUGCUGGGUGGACUGCUUGCAGCAACGUCAGCAGCAGCUAUGAACAAUUCAUAUGAAAACUGAUUAUUGAUCAAAUUCAGCAGGUUCAGGUUAAGUUGGAUACGAGUGGAUUGCCAUGACAAGCAGUUUGUAUUUACAGUUGUAUUUGACUUAAAUAAAGUCUUUCAAUAUUA